ACUAGUUCCGCUCUUCGUAUUGGGCGAAUCAGUUCGUUUUUGUUGAACCACAAGAAAGCAAGUUAAAAUUGCAUUUUGCAGGAAAGGAAUCUGGAUUUCCCUAACUUGUCAUGGUCGUUGCGCUGCUGUAGACAUUGACCAAUUCCCCUUCUUAUAGGGAAUUCAAUUAAGUUUAAAUUAGAUGAACGCAAAUAGCAACGGUGGCGGAGGCGGAGGAGUUGGGAUAGGAAACCCUGCUGCUGCUGCUGGUGGUCUUGGUGGAGGUGUUGGUGCUGGUGCUGGUGCAGGUGCAGAUGCAGGUGUUGGUGGAGCUGCAGCUGGAGGUGGAGCAGGAGCAGGAGCUGGAGCUGGAGCCGGUUUUCUAGGCGUAUUGGCUGAUGCUGUGAUAUUGGGUGGCGGACCAGCCGAUGGCGACAAUGCUGGAAAUGCAGCAACAACCAAUGGCCCAGGCGAGGGCAUUUCACUAACAGAGCUCAACGAUGAUCAGGAUGCGAAAAGACGCAAAUGCCUAGAAUCGGAUGAAACGCAGGAUGGUGCGAGCACUAUGAUCGAUGCCAACAGUGUGCUAAAUAAAAUUGCCCAUCUCUAUGCCGAGCAAUUGAUGUCGGACAUUGUGCUCCUGGUCGAUGGCAAAGAGUAUCCAGCCCAUCGAGUUAUACUGUGCGCCAGCAGUGAUGUAUUCCAUGUGAUGCUAAUGAAUCCAGAAUGGAAUGAGUGCAGCAAGCAUGUUAUCGAGCUGCAUGAGGAGUCUUGCUGCUCAGCCGUAUUCCCGCAGUUCAUCAAAUAUCUCUAUGUUGGACACAUUGAGGUGACACUGCAGACAGUGAUGCCCAUGCUGGCGCUAUCCGACAAGUACAAUGUGCGAGAUUUAAUUGAUCUCUGUGUGGGCUAUAUGAUGAAGCAUGUGGCCAAGGCGGCCACCAGUGGCUAUUUGGUCUCUUGGCUGCAAUACACACUCUCCUUUACGCCCACGCACAACGAUCUCACCGAGACACUGAAACGAUUCCUCAAAUGGAAUCUAGAGACGGUGGCCGAAUCGAAGGACUUUGUAGAAAUGGAUCCGGCCAUAAUGCAGCUAUUGCUGCAACAAAACGACAUUGUUGUUACCAGCGAGUACAAAUUGUUUACGAUAUUGCAAACGUGGCUGCUGCCCAGGCACGAUCAGAUUGGUUUCAUGGAACUAAUCGAGCAGACUGUUAUUCACAUACGUUUCGGCAUGAUGACACCGACCGAGGUGGCCCAUCUGCUGAUUGAGCCGCUGAUUGAGUAUCAUAAGGAAUUUCUUGUUAACCGCAUUGCGAUCGGCAUGAGCUAUCAGUCCGGCCAGGAGGAUCGUGUCCGGGAAGUUCGUCAUUCGGAAUAUGGCGAAUUGCAAUUCACGCCACGUCUCUACUGGAAUGAUACAUGGAGUGUUGGCAUCGAUGUGCAUAAUUUUGACGAGAUUGAGGACUAUAAGAACUAUGUGACCUGUUUCUUUUCCCAGCGUCACAUUGCCGAGACUGAAGAUGAACCUUCAAUGACCUGGGAAAUUGAAUUUUUUCCACGAGGUGUUAGAUACAAUAAGGCCAAAAUGGUUUGGGGUGAGGAUGUGCCCGGCUGUUUGCUCAAUACGGUACGCUUGCGUGUCACCUGCAAGAAGCAUCAUAUCGGCGAGGAGCGUUUUAAGAUUGCCGUUCUGAUUGUGGGCGUGCAAAAUAAAAUAACGCAUAUACGGACCGUGGUGGAGCGCACUGAAUAUUUUACGGAUAUUGAUCGGGUUAUCAAUAUCGAUAACUUGUUACCCUAUGAGGAGCUGGAGCAUACAUCGCUCUAUCUUAGUCCCCAUUUGACGGGAAAUCAACGCAAUACACUCUCUCUGCAUGUUGUCAUAACGCCCAUGGGCAAGCACACCUGCCGCGACACACCGCCAUUUCAAUUCUAAUCAAAUCCAUUAAACCUAAAAAUCCGAAUCUAAUCAAA
Messenger RNA from Drosophila willistoni, 1959 nucleotides. RefSeq names its product BTB/POZ domain-containing protein 17 (gene Tango10). The coding region runs from base 182 to 1921 and encodes 579 amino acids. Gene Ontology annotation, molecular function: protein binding. The transcript is spliced from 4 exons. The record is from RefSeq and is a predicted model, not a curated record. NCBI's taxonomy places the organism in Eukaryota, Metazoa, Arthropoda, Insecta, Diptera, Drosophilidae.